CGAAAACAUCUAUACAUCUAUAAUACAGUAAAAAGUACGUUGAAAAUGGCCCUACAAUGUUCGUUUUUGUUCAUUCCAUGCAUGCUACUUCUCUCGUCCCUGGUCGCCGCCGGAGCAGCCACAAUCACCGACGGAGAACUACUUUCUUCCAUGAUCGGAGUUCAAGGUCUCAUCUACUGUAAACAAGGAUCCAAGCUUACCCCUCUCCAAGGUGCGGUGGCUAGGGUGACAUGCGAGACAGCCGACGAAUACGGUUACGAGGGAGAGGAUGUGACGGUGCUUAGCCAAGCGACGGAUGCUAAGGGUUAUUUCCUGGCGACGCUUUCUCCAUCGGAGGUGAAGGGGUUAAAGAAGAAGGUGAUCAAGAUUAAAGAGUGCAGAGCGUUUCUUGAGCUUUCUCCAGCUGAUACAUGUUCUUAUCCGACCGAGAUCAACCGUGGAAUUAGCGGAGCCAUUCUCCAGACAUAUCGUCUCAUAGAAAACAAGCUUAAGAUGAAGCUCUUCACCGUUGGCCCUUUCGUGUUCUCCCCUGAAGAAACUCAGGACAAGUCUAUCCCCAAUGGUUACUAAAUAGUUUAUAUACAUGCCUUAAACGGGCCUCAAUGGGACACAUGAUCUUGUUAUCUCACAAUUGUCAAACGUUGUUUUCUUUCUUGUUUAACAUCCAUCACUUGCUUUGUUGUUUUGAAAUCAGCAGUAUCAAGUGUUUUGUUUUUUGAUUAUAUAUAU
Raphanus sativus (radish) is the source of this 729-nucleotide messenger RNA. Its product is annotated as protein SEED AND ROOT HAIR PROTECTIVE PROTEIN. Bases 46 to 570 code for a protein of 174 amino acids. The record is from RefSeq and is a predicted model, not a curated record. Lineage: Eukaryota; Viridiplantae; Streptophyta; Magnoliopsida; Brassicales; Brassicaceae. The transcript has 2 exons.